Messenger RNA from Filobasidium floriforme, 907 nucleotides. RefSeq names its product HAD-like domain-containing protein. Lineage: Eukaryota; Fungi; Basidiomycota; Tremellomycetes; Filobasidiales; Filobasidiaceae. The record is from RefSeq and is a predicted model, not a curated record. The transcript is spliced from 7 exons. The coding region runs from base 73 to 849 and encodes 258 amino acids.
ACGGACGUCUACUUUGACAGUGCGCACUCUGAUCGACCACAAAGCUGCUGAGAUCAUUAGUCCCAGCUCACGAUGUCCGACGCUGCCUCUUUGAAAGACGUGGAAUGGCUCUUUUUCGACGUGUUCGGGACCGUCGCGGAUUGGAAGAGUCACAUCUCUGCAAGUCUAUGUAGGAUCUCGAAAACGGUCGAACCUGAAGCCUACGAGGCCCAUCUGAAGCCGGACGAUGCGUUCUGGCAGGGUCGCGCUCAGGAAUGGAGGACCCGGUUCAUGAAGCACAUUAGGACCAAGUUGGGGAACAGGGAACCAGGCGGUAUGGAUGAGGUCCACGGACUUCUGUUGGAUGAGCUCGUCAAAGAGUGGGGUGUCGAGGACAAGUGGACGAAAGAGGCUCGGCUCGAAGCCGUCAGGGAAUGGCACGCUCUGCCAGGCUGGGCGGACUCGACGGACGGCUUGAAGCGGUUGAACAAAAAGUUCAUCCUGUCAACUUUGACGAACGGUGAUACUGCCGUCAUGAUCAAGAUGUGUCGACGAUCCCAGUUGACGGUCGACAACCAUAUCACCGGAGACACCAUCGGGACUUACAAGCCCGACAAGGCUAUGUACCUGCAAGCCAUUCGAUUGUCUCGACUGGACGCUAGUAAGGUGGCCAUGGUAGCGGCGCACGCCUACGAUCUCGACGCAGCCAAGUCUCACGGUAUGCGUACAAUCUAUAUCAAGAGACCCACCGAGGAUGCCUCCGAUCCGAUCACGGAAGAGAGCGCCAAGGGAAGAUUCGACAUGUUUAUCGAUAUCGGCGGACAAGAGAAGGGGGGUUUGGUAGCGCUUGCUGAAAAGUUUGGAUUGUAAGCGAGAAAGCAAAUGACAAGAGAGACUGCAUUCCGAUGUGGUUAUAGAGAUCAGGCGG